Messenger RNA from Eremothecium cymbalariae DBVPG#7215, 1812 nucleotides. It is a transcript of the gene RGP1, whose product is annotated as Rgp1p. The transcript has a single exon. The record is from RefSeq and is a predicted model, not a curated record. Gene Ontology annotation, cellular component: Ric1-Rgp1 guanyl-nucleotide exchange factor complex; Golgi membrane. Lineage: Eukaryota; Fungi; Ascomycota; Saccharomycetes; Saccharomycetales; Saccharomycetaceae. Gene Ontology annotation, biological process: retrograde transport, endosome to Golgi. Bases 1 to 1812 code for a protein of 603 amino acids.
AUGCAUUUGCAUAAAAUUGAUACAGUGUUGGUUAAAGAUAAUGUACGGUUAGAUGUUUUGUAUGAGUCGAACCCGUUUGCCAUGGGUGAGGCAAUAUCACUGAUAAUCAGGCUUAGACACUUGGGUUCAGCGAAGGCCGAUCGUCAAUCGAUGGAGAAACUGCAGGAAUUGGAGGAAUUAAGGACUGAGAAACAUCAGCAGCAGGGUGAGGAUCACACGUCAUGGUUUAUGAGUAAUAUUUGGAACAGUUUAAACCAGGAGCAGCGUUUCAAAGACGAAGACCACAUAAAAUGCAUCAAUGCAUGGGAGAAGCAGAAAGCGUAUAACAAACCGGUAGAGUUUUUCUCGUUUUAUGUCCAGAUAUUGGGGUCAUUUAAGUAUAAUGCUAAUGUGGUUGAUGCAAAGAGGUUUCAACAUACGAGCAAACUUGUUGGGGUGGAACCACGGACCUCUGAAGAGAAAACCCGAAGUGAGCGUUCUAACAUGGAUGAAAUAGAAAAGUUUGUAAAUACUAAUAUGAAUGGUCUGUCGCAUGCUGCAACGCAGAUUGAUGGGGGGAGAGAGGGUGAGCAGAACCAGAUGGAUGUUCCGAUUCUUGUGAUUCCGCAGACUUUGUUGUUUACUGAGCUUACAUUAAAUCCUGGAGAUUUAAAAGUAUUUCAUUUCAAGUCGGCUAAACUACCAUUGUCAUUGCCACAUUCAUACUCCAUGAGCAAGAAUUUCAACAUUUCAUAUGUUCUUCAAAUUGGUGGAAUAACGGAAACUACUGUUCCGAUGACUACAGUUGCAUUUAAAUUUCCCUUGAGCAUUUGUUCAUAUAUUGAUAAUAGAGGAUGUCAGUAUGUUUCCACCUUGGAUCAGAGUACUGUUAUUCUACCUCCUGGCCAUACUAAAGAGAUUAGUGAGUCCAAGCGAAGAAGAACAACAUCAAGUAUAGCUGCUACAUUUCCUAAACGCAAAAGCUCUGUUCAAUCAGCUGAGGAUAUAAAUGGAUAUUUGAAACGGCAAAGUGAUAUCAAGAAAGAGUUCAGGGAUUUAAUUUCUAAUGAAGAAAACGCUGGUGGUGAGUUUGAUGAACUGACCGAGAAACUGUUGAAGUUCCAAUUUGGUGAUAACAUUGACAGCGAUCAUGAAAAUGUAGAUGACAUGUCCAAGCUCCUAGAUAACAAGAUGCACAGGGCUCUGCGCUCAAAUAUACAACUAUUGAAGAGUAACCUAGCUUCUAUGUCGUUGCCCAACAUUGAACCAACUGGUGAUAGUAUUCAAUCAGUGUUGAAUAAUCUGAAGAAGGACUAUGUUGUGAAUAGAAACGGAGAAAUGGUUUGCAAGAUAAAUUUGUCAAAACUGUUAUAUUUUAAAUCCGAAGACAUUGAUUUAAUAAUCGAAUUCCCGGGUGAAUCUAAACAUAAAAUUACUGCGGUUACAACAACGCUAGAGAUGGUGGAAGUCAUAAAUCACCGUUUUUUACGUGAUAAGUCUCGGACUAAAUCUAAGGCAAUAACUUACCCAUUGUAUUCCACUCAUUCAAUAUGCUUUGGUGAAUGUGAAAAGGUGCCAAUUAAGCUGUUGACGUAUCGUUCUCCAUCAAACAUUCCACUUUGUCAGUUUAUUACCAAUGUCUUUCAAGUCAAGUUUAUGAUCUCUUUUAAAUUUGUACUUGUUGAUGUAGAAAAUAGCAGUACAUUGGUGGAAUUCUAUAAGGAUAAGCACGGCAAGUUGUUUCGAGCUAAAGACCAUCUAGAAGGUGAAGAAUUUACUUUCUAUGUCCCAUUAACCGUACUACCUACAGAUAAGCAAUUUGGCGGUUGGUAG